Molecule: messenger RNA, 530 nt
Organism: Athalia rosae (coleseed sawfly)
Lineage: Eukaryota; Metazoa; Arthropoda; Insecta; Hymenoptera; Athaliidae
Gene: RpL30
Product: 60S ribosomal protein L30
Exons: 4
Coding region: 136-480 (114 amino acids)
Cellular component (GO): cytosolic large ribosomal subunit
Molecular function (GO): structural constituent of ribosome; RNA binding
Source: RefSeq, a predicted model, not a curated record
AUAUUUCGUACCAGGUAGCGCCAGCAUAUAGUAUUAGAGUCCCUAUUCCGUGGUAUAUCAUCCAAGCGCCCAGCCAUUUUGAGUCCUUUCCGCGUGCGGUUUUCGUAUAGGGUUGAAGAAACUCAAACUACCAAAAUGGUUGCACAAAAGAAGCAGAAAAAGGCUAUGGAGAGCAUCAACUCCAGACUUGCUCUCGUCAUGAAAUCUGGAAAAUUUGUGCUGGGCUACAAACAAACGUUGAAAUCUCUCCGCCAGGGCAAAGCAAAACUCGUCAUCAUUGCGAACAAUACUCCACCCCUAAGGAAAUCUGAGAUAGAGUAUUACGCCAUGUUAGCAAAGACUGGUGUCCAUCACUAUACUGGCAAUAACAUUGAGCUGGGAACUGCGUGCGGAAAAUACUUCAGAGUCUGCACCCUCUCUAUCACGGACCCUGGAGAUUCAGAUAUCAUCAAAUCUAUGCCUACUGGUGAUCAGGCCUAGGUUUUAUGUAAUAUUUUAUAAACAAUGAAACUACUGAAAAGUCAUCCAAA